AUUACGCAGCUUCUCGAUCUUUUUUAUUUUUUUUUUAAAAACCAUUUUUACAUAACACAAUCAAUAAUACUACUACUACUAUUCUUUCUUUCUUUCGUUACUUUCAGGGGACACUUUGUUCUACUUAACAAUUUUUUUUUUUUUAAAAGAAAUCAAUGAAUUCUCCACCGGUGGACGCCAUGACGACCGGAGAAUCAUUAUCUCAGAGAUCUAUUCCGACGCCGUUUCUGACAAAAACAUAUAACCUUGUAGAAGAUAGUUCAAUCAACGACGUAAUCUCAUGGAACGAAGAUGGUUCCUCUUUCAUCGUAUGGAAUCCUACAGAUUUCGCUAAAGAUUUGCUUCCUAAACACUUCAAACACAACAAUUUCUCAAGCUUCGUUCGUCAGCUCAACACUUACGGGUUCAAAAAAGUAGUACCGGAUCGAUGGGAGUUUUCAAACGAUUACUUCAAGAGAGGAGAGAAACGUCUUCUCCGUGAGAUCCAACGUCGGAAAAUAACAACGUCUCAUCAAGCAGCAGCAGCUGUUACUACUCCUCCUUCCUCUUCGGAACAGAGACUCCAAACGACUCUUGUUGUGUCACCGUCCAACUCAGGGGAAGAUCGUAACAAUAAUAACACACAGGUGAUGUCGUCUUCUCCUCCGUCGUCUUGGUAUGUUCAGACAACGACGGGGAACAAUGGUGCAGGCUUAUCAGUUGAGUUAUUAGAAGAGAACGAGAAGCUUCGGAAUCAGAACAUUCAGCUUAACCGUGAGCUUACUCAGAUGAAAUCUGUUUGCGAUAAUAUCUUUACUCUCAUGUCUAGUUACGUCGGAUCUCACCCUGAUCGGAGUUAUUCUCCGGGAGGGGGAGGUAGCAGUAGUCAUCAACCGGUUGAGUUUUUACCGGCCAAGAAGCGGUUUUGUGAUGUUGACGGUGAAGAAGAAGAAGAAGAAGCGAGUCCGAGACUGUUUGGUGUUCCGAUAGGACUGAAACGUACGAGAAGUGAAGGACUUCAUCAGGUGAAGACGGUUUCCACGACGACGGCGCCGGUUGGGGAGAAGAAGUCCGAGGAGGAGCCGCCGUGGUUGAGAUAUUAUAAUUAUAAUCGAACCAAUCAGAGAGUUUGUAAUUAAAAAAAAAAAAAAAAAAGAAGCCAACGGUUGAGAUUUGGUGUGUAGAUAUGUGCCGCGAAGUUGAGGAUUAAAGCUUUUUUUUUUUGUUAAGACAAAUCAGAGAAGCUCGUGUCCCAUCUGUGUGUUUCAAGAAGUUUCAUCAAUCUUGACAUCUUCUUUAACACUUUGUGUUUUACUAUUUUUAUUUAAAUGAAUAAUUUUUUUUUUCUUU
Molecule: messenger RNA, 1329 nt
Organism: Camelina sativa (false flax)
Lineage: Eukaryota; Viridiplantae; Streptophyta; Magnoliopsida; Brassicales; Brassicaceae
Product: heat stress transcription factor B-2a
Biological process (GO): regulation of transcription by RNA polymerase II
Cellular component (GO): nucleus
Molecular function (GO): RNA polymerase II cis-regulatory region sequence-specific DNA binding; DNA-binding transcription factor activity
Source: RefSeq, a predicted model, not a curated record